CAUUUAAUACUUUACGCGAAAUUGUCGGAGAUUUAAGCGUCAACGGAGACUCACGCCGGAGGAAUUUCGGGUGCAUUAUGCAUUCUAUUUCAGUGAUUUUAACUUUCGUAACUGCCACCGUUAGUGCGAGAGAAAUUACCAAGAUUUUCGAUAGUAGUAAGAUGCCCAGCGGAUCAUUUUAUUCAAGAUGGUUUCCAUAUUCUUACAAUUCAUCCGAUGUUGAAAUGUUUUAUUUUCGAGGACAUCAAGAUGAAAAAGUACAAAUUACAUUCGAUAAAUUCAAUUUGUUUUCAAAAGGCUCCCAGAACGAAAGAUGUGGAUUAGACAAUUCAGAUUCAUUUAUCAGUUACAAAAAAACAGAUAGAAGUACAGAUUGGGAGAGAUUUUGUGGGAAUCACAAACCAUUACCGAUCAUGUCUGAAGAGGAGCAAUUUUCUUUGCGUUAUGAACCAGUCGUAGUUCCUGCCAAUAACUUGUUGAGAGAACAAAACCAGGAGAUUGGUUUUAACGCUUCUUUUAGAUUUGUUAAAAACUAUGGAAUCGAUUUUAAAAUUCCACCAAAUGAUCAGUCCAAUUAUGGUUGUGAUUUUACAUACGAUAGCACAGAUUACCCUAACGGAACAUUCAAUAGUCCAAAUUUUCCCGGAAUGUAUCCAACGCACAUAUUAUGUUAUUAUACCUUUAGAGGGGUCGAAAGCAAUAUUUUCUUCAAUUUCACACAUUUCAAUCUCAUAGGAUCAACAGACUGCAAUGAAGAAAUAGAAAAAAAAGACAAACUGCAAGUUUUAACCUCAAGCGAUGGAAAUGCAGACGAUAAACGAGAGUAUUGUGGAAAUCAUACAGAAAUUUUCAAUAUUACCAUUACCAAUAGGACCGCUUUUAUUAUAUUUUACCAUCAGACAAAUUUGUCGGAUGUAGAAUUAGCCAAUUAUGAAUUUGUGGGAUUCAGCGCCACUUUCUUAUUUACCAAUGAGACGGUGCCUAAUGUAUGUGAUCAUAAAAUACCAAGUAUUGGAUCCAUAUGUGUCUGCCUGUACUUGUUGUUCCAUAAAUAUCUACAUUUUCAACAAAAACUUUGCAAUUAAGUAUCUAGCGUAAUUAUAUAAAUCCGACGAAAUAAGUUACUCAUCUGAUUUUUUUUAUACCUAUUUUCCCUCCUCUUCUCUUUAUUCGCUGUAUUUGCUCACUGAUGAUUUCAAAACGUACUAACUAAUAAAGUACAAGGUGUGUAAAAAUAAUGGGUACCCCAACUACCCACCUAACGAAAACGCAGGCAGCUUAUAAUUAAUGUGUAAUACGAAUGUUGAAGUUGUGUUGCCAAACUUACAUUUCACGCACAGAACUGUGCUGUGUUUUCGUUGAGUAGGAAGUUGAGGUACCCCCCGAUAUUUUUACUUACCCUGUAAAUACAAUUAAUAUUUCUAUAUGUCCCUAUGUGUAAAUUUUACGUAUAAAAAAAGAAUUCUCACGUUGGCUUCAUUUUUCAUCUUUAUACUGUUAAGUUUCAUUUGAAUAUCGCCAAGAUAGGUACCUAUAUAGAGGAGCGAUAUUCCAAAACGCCCUUAGUCCAUUUUUUUCGAAUCGCGUUUUUAAAAAUAAAAAGUGUUCCAAAACGCACUUUGUCCAUUUUUAUUGAAUUUUUUUAGCGGUAUCUGGUGGAUGAAGUGUAUAGCUACACUCCUAACAUCAUAAAUCCACCCAAAUAAAGUUAAACCCACCUAAAUAGCCAAUUUACCAGACUAAAAAUUAAUUUUUUAAAAUGGACAUAGGGCGUUUUGGAAUAUCGCUCCUCUAUAAUUUUUUUGACAAGUCCAUAUACCUACUCAUAAAGUACCUAUUAUUUUUUUUAAAAUUAUUUUCUACCUACAUCAUCAUUUUAAUUUUUUUAAUUCUGCAUUUUUAUUACUAUUAUGCAUAUACCUUUACCUAUACCUACGUACUCGUACUACCUACUUACCUGCUCAUAAACACAUAUUUGGAAGAAGCAAUUCAUAAUUAUUGUUAGGUAUAUUAUUUUUCAAAAUCGAUGAAAUUAUAUCUAAUAGCAAUACAAUAUGGCUCGUGCUGUCGUGCAUUGACAAUACUGAAAAAUUUGUGUAAAUUGAAUGAUAUUAAUAAUUAUAAGUACCUACCUAAUGAAAUGAUACAUGAAACAUAUUUAAAUAAAUAAUUUCAAUUUCAUGUGUCAUAUGUACAUUCAUGUUGUGUUUAUACUAAGCUUAUCAAAAGUGUAACCCUUUUUUACUUAUGAAAUAAAUACUUACCUAAUUGA
Molecule: messenger RNA, 2272 nt
Organism: Planococcus citri (citrus mealybug)
Lineage: Eukaryota; Metazoa; Arthropoda; Insecta; Hemiptera; Pseudococcidae
Product: suppressor of lurcher protein 1-like
Exons: 6
Coding region: 78-1085 (335 amino acids)
Cellular component (GO): plasma membrane
Source: RefSeq, a predicted model, not a curated record